Pipistrellus kuhlii (Kuhl's pipistrelle) is the source of this 2119-nucleotide messenger RNA. It is a transcript of the gene ARMC6, whose product is annotated as armadillo repeat containing 6. Bases 194 to 1606 code for a protein of 470 amino acids. Lineage: Eukaryota; Metazoa; Chordata; Mammalia; Chiroptera; Vespertilionidae. Gene Ontology annotation, molecular function: protein binding. The transcript has 8 exons. The record is from RefSeq and is a predicted model, not a curated record. Gene Ontology annotation, biological process: hematopoietic progenitor cell differentiation.
GUCCACCUGGGCGCGGGCCGCUUGACUGGGGAAGGCCGAGGCGAGGCGGCGCCAGCGAGCCUGCGCGCUUACGGCGGCCAGAAGGGGCCAGAGGCGGUGCCGCCAGUGACAGACGCGAGCCCCACCUUUCCCACGUGGCCGCGGAGACCGGCUCAGGAGCAUCUAUUGGGUGCCUACAGCCCAUGAGGAAGGAAUGAAGAUGGCCACCAAGCGGAUUACCCAGGAGACGUUUGAUGCAGCUGUUCGUGAGAACAUCGAGGAGUUUGACAUGGGGCCAGAGGAAGCAGUGACAGAGGCUGUGGAGCAGUUUGAAUCACAGGGGGUCGAACUGAGCAACAUUAUAAAGAUGGCACCCAAAAUCUCUGCAGAUGGACUACAGGAGCCUAUACACGACAUCCUGCAGAUCCUAGAAGACCUGCGGGAGUCUGUGACCUGCUAUUACCCACAGAAGGUGUCGGCACAACUUACCCGCUUUUGUGAACAAUGCAAGCAGCACAAGGGCUGCCGCUUUCUGGCAGCUCAGAAGGAUGCCUACCCCAUUCUACUUGCUGUCUGGAAGCUGGCUGCAGAAGGUGACCAGGGACUUCUGCUCCAGGCUCUCAACGCCCUAUCAGCACUUAUCAAUGGCCAGCCCGACCUCUUGGACACCCAGGGCCUAAAGCUGCUGGUGGCCACGCUGGACCAGAAUGCCGAUGUGGCUGACCUGACUUGCUCUGGGAUCCGCUGCAUACGCCAUGCUUGCCUGAAACAUGAGCAGAAUCGACAGAGUCUGGUGAAGGCUGGUGUGCUGCCUCUAUUAACUGGUGCUAUUGUCAGGCACAGCCGCUGUGCCGACGUGGUCAGGGAGGCCUCUUGGGCCCUCCGCAUCAUGACUUUUGAUGAUGACAUUCGUGUGCCCUUCGGCAGCGCCCAUGAUCACGCUAAGAUGAUCGUGCAGGAGAACGGAGGCUUGAAGGUGCUCAUUGAGGCUGCCAAAGCAUUCCAUGACAACCCCAGCGUCCUGAGUGAGCUCUGCAGCACUUUGUCCCAUCUGACUGUUCGCAACGAGUUCUGUCAAGAGGUCGUAGACCUCGGGGGCCUUGGCAUCCUGGUGGCCCUAUUGGCCAACUGCAACAGCCAUCAGGACCUUGUGAAGCAAGUGCUGAGUGCCCUGAGGGCCAUUGCAGGCAAUGAUGAUGUGAAGGAUGCCAUUGUCCGUGCAGGUGGAACAGAGUCCAUUGUGGCUGCCAUGACCCGGCACCUGGCCAGCCCUCAGGUGUGUGAGCAGAGCUGUGCAGCCCUGUGUGUCCUGGCCCUGCGCAAGCCAGAGAACAGCCGGAUUAUUGUGGAGGGCGGUGGUGCUUUGGCUGCACUGGAGGCGAUGAAGGCACACCCGAAGGAGGUUGGUGUGCAGAAACAGGCCUGCAUGUUGAUCCGAAACCUAGUGGCCCGCAGCCAGGCCUUCUCUCAGCUCAUCCUGGACCUGGGGGCCGAAGCACUCAUUGUGCGGGCCCGUGCUGCUCACCAAGAUUGUGAGGACGUGGCCAAGGCAGCCUUGCGGGACCUGGGGUGCCAUGUAGAGCUCCGAGAGCUGUGGACCGGCCAGAAGGGCAACCUGGCACCAUGACCCAGCCUCCUUCUAGAUUGCGACUCUGGGUGAGUCGUGUGACUCAGGAAAUGGGAAGAUCCAUGUCCUGACAUUCUGCCUCCCAGAUUCCUCUCCCAACUCAGUCAGAGCUAUUUCUGAUGGGUACCAGCUACAAGCUUGGGAGUGCAAAGGGAGCAUUGAUAAGGCAUCUACACUGGGUCUUGUGCUCCCAUCACCAGCCAACAGUGCUGGUAUUACCCAUCCUGACCCCUCCCACAAGCCCUUUCCUACCAGAAGGACCUUCUCAGCAUUGCUUGGGGUGAAGAGCUAUCUGAAAUUUGGCAGACACACUGGCCAGUCUCAGAGUGGGGUAGGGAUCUCGCUCCUGCCUCUUCAAGUCCAUUCUUGCCUUGCUCCUGUUUUUCUCACCUGUAAAUGGGUCAAAGACACCUUGCUCUCCUGGCCAGAGGGCAGGGACUGAGGCUGGUCCAUCUCUGGAGCCCCAGGCCAGCCAUUCCUGUGUGGUAAUAAAAAGACCUUGCUUGCCCUGGA